This is a messenger RNA of Pogona vitticeps (central bearded dragon), 8090 nucleotides long. It is a transcript of the gene TET1, whose product is annotated as tet methylcytosine dioxygenase 1. NCBI's taxonomy places the organism in Eukaryota, Metazoa, Chordata, Lepidosauria, Squamata, Agamidae. Gene Ontology annotation, biological process: chromosomal 5-methylcytosine DNA demethylation, oxidation pathway; positive regulation of transcription by RNA polymerase II. Gene Ontology annotation, cellular component: nucleus. Gene Ontology annotation, molecular function: DNA binding; zinc ion binding; DNA 5-methylcytosine dioxygenase activity. The record is from RefSeq and is a predicted model, not a curated record.
CCCCCAUUGCUCGGGGGGGCGGGGAGGGGGGGUCUCCCCUAUUUUACGAAGCUUAAUGUUUUUUUAAAUUAUUGUUGGUGUGUUUUUUAAAAAUCCUUCUCCUGCCUGGAAAGACAAGUUGGCAGGACAAGCCAUGAAACUUUACUUGCUUUUCUGCAGUUGCGGAUUGCAAAGCUAUGCACGGAUCGCCCUCGUCCUCCUCGGAUCUUACUGACAACGCAGCGAGCCUGCUCUGUAUUGUACAGAAAAUGCCCAGGUGAAUAUGUGAGCUUCUGCUGAAGUAAAAGAACCUCUGGAGGAAUCCAUGAUCUUUAAUUCCACUCCUAGUUGCCCAUCUGCUGCUUGACAGAGAUGGCCCGUGAUGCCAGAUCUUCUCGUUCAGUUAGAAAAGAAGAGAUAAGCAAAAAGAAAUCAAGCCCAGUCAAAAAGAAAUCCUGCCAAGUAACAAAAGAUGCCCAGAAGACUUCCCCAAAGGCAGUAUGUUCUGCAAAGUGCAAAAGGUUAUUGGAGGAAAAGAAAAAUGGCAAGAAAAAGCCCCAAGAACAGAACUCCCAGUUGACUUCCUCAUGCCGAUUUCUCCGAAGCAGUGUCACCAAAAGCUUGUCUGGAACACCUUGGAUGAACCUGGAAUUAUCUGAUAAUGUUCUCUUUCACAACCAACCUCAUUUAAAUGGCAGUGGUUUUACCAUGACACUUCGUAGCAAGCCCUUUUCCCACAGACGCUUCCAAACAGCGACAAUCACGAGAACCAAAAAAGCUGUCCUGGGGAGAAGAGAAAAAUCUGGCACGGGAACCCCCCAUGUGCCAGAUAGGAAAGAAAUUGAAGAAAUAGCACAGGCUUCCCAACAGUUUUCCAACCAGAAAGGUGAAUCGCCUUCUUCCAAAGAAGAUCAUACUGUGUGCAAUAAAGAGAUAGUUAAUCCCUCUGAAUGUGACCGGCAAGCUGAAAAAGGAGAGUCAUCUCCUGAGAAAAGCAUUUCUCCUUCUAUUAGUGACAUACCAAAUAUCCUUCAUUCUGAAGUAUUCCAGGAGGGAUGCAAAGAUCAAGAACUUGUCUCUGGCAAACAGGAUCUGGACAAUCUAUUUAACACCUCAAAUGCAGCUGAGUCUGUCACUUCCCAUUCACACCUUGAUUCCGCCGUUGCUUUAAAGAUACCUGGAAAUGAAUCUGGAACAUCUAUGAAGACACCCCUGAAAAGUAGUCUAGAUUUGCCUCCUGCCUCCAAAGGACAUUCUGGUUCAUCCUGUGAUUCCACGGUGCCUCUUUCCUCAGAUACAAACUCAAAGGUGCCUGCAGAAAGGUCAGAGUCUCCUGCAGACCCUCACUCCAAAAAUCACUGUGAUGUGGUGCUAAGGCAUUGCGAACCUGAUGCUGUCAUUUCAAUUACCUCUGAAUUAAUCUCAAAAUUGAAUUUAGAUGAUCCCUGUGUGUUGCCAGAGUCCCACCACAGGCAAGAUCCUGAGCCUGCCAGUACAGAACAGCCUGGUUUGCAUAGCCUCACUGAAUCUGGAAAUGGUCUGAAAGAUCCAGUCCCAUGUAUGGAGUCUUAUUUACCAAAGAUUGUAGAACUAGAGCCAGGCAAUAAAGCACUUGAUUCUUAUUUUAAUUCCGGACAAUAUUAUUCAGGUUGCGGCGAAGCAAAGGAACUGUCAGAUCACGAACACCCUUCUUGUACCUUUUUGACUAGUUUUGCCUUGGGGGAUCUUGAGCGGACACUAGAAAAUAUUGUACCAGAAACAUUCCAUCCAGUGGCUGUGCCCGUCAUGCCACUCAACCCGGAAGAAAGCACCUCUGAUUGUGUUUUAGUAAGCAGCAGCCAGGCCAUUAAGGAAAGUUGGCCUUCCAAAGGUGCUACUUUAGAGCUGCCCUCAGACACAGCAGGGGGGGCAGAAGCAGGCAUCUUAACAGAGGAACCCAUUCCAAAGGCUCAGGAUCCCUUGCCCCAAUCAGGACUCGAGGAUGGAAAAGGCAUACACCUUGUUCAGGAUACCAGGACAUACGACGCUGGCCUAGUUGUUGCUUCAGAGCCCACCUCCUGUGGAAAUUCAGUUGGUAGUCUCCUUGUCUCUUUUACCUCUUUACAACCUGUAGCUGAGAAGAAAAAGCGACGUCGAUGCGGAGUAUGUGAGCCGUGUCUGCGGAAGACUAAUUGUGAAGAAUGCAGCUGUUGCAGGAAACGCAAGACAAGUCACCGUAUAUGUAAAAAGAGAAAAUGUGAAGAAUUGAAGAAGCCGCCGCCGCCACUGGGCUUAAUGCUACCCUCAGAGGUGCUAACUGAAAACAAAAGGCCUCAGAGGAGAAAGCAGAGAGUUCUCAAGGGAGAUGUAGAAAACAAACCAGUAAAUGGCUACAAACCAGAUCUCAUGCAAUGUGUCGUAUACAGCCAUGGUGAAAAACACAAGGUGAAGCCACUGCCCUGGGAAAAUGUACAGUCAAAUGAAAAGGGAAGUAUGACUGGCGUAGAAACUGACAAGUGGGCACACAGUGAGAAGCCAUCACUUAGCAUCCAUGUGAAUGGUGACCUCUGUAAAGCUGGAACAAGAGAUGAGAACUCAAAACAUUUGGAAAAAAAUGCAAAAGCAAUUCAUUCUUCUAGUGUGUCAGAUGAAUCCAAAAAGUUGUUUGCACAAACUGUUAGAAAUGGCAUUAAAAGUAUAUCUUACUCACCAGCAGAAUGUGAUGCAUUGCUGAAAAAAACAGACCUGAGUGCAGAUUCGUCAAACAGCUGCAAAGAAAGACACUGUGAUGCCUCUCGGGGAGACGCUGCUCCACUGAACAAUGUCAGCACUUUGUCGGCUGGAACAUGUGGUGCUCUUCUAGAAAAGGAUCAUGUUCCCACACAACAGGCGGAAAACUCUAAUGUCCUUCAGGAAUCUGAGAACUCGCUUUUAGAAACCAGUUCACUUUUAGCUCUGCAGGACAAGUCGUCGUGUGCUCCUGUGUUUCAAAAAGAUGGCUGUCCUAAUGAUGGUGCUUCAGCUAUCCCAAGCAAAGAUUCCCAUACUGAAGAUUUGUCACUUCAGUCAACUUUUUUAUCUCUGAUUAAAACUCGUAAUUUAACUGUAGAACAGGUUGUAGCUAUUGAGGCAUUAACACGUUUGUCGGAAGUCCCUGCAGGAGCUUCUUCACCAGCUAAAACGGAAAGAGUUCAAUGUACAGACGAACAGAUUUCACAUUCGCUGAACAGCUACAAAAAAGAUAAUGCAUGUUCCUUGACAUCAUCAGCGUUGAAAGCAAUUAAAGGGACUUGCCCUCAGAAAGACCAGCAGCUCUUUUCUCAUGUUCCUUCACCAAGGAGAAUUCUUCCUAAGAGUUUGCUUUACAAUGGUCAAGGUGCUAUUUCUGAAUUCCCUAGUAAAUCCUCAGGCCCAUCCAGCUUAUUGCGUCGAUUGCAUGGCUCUCCACGAGAUACCAAAUCUUUCUCAGCUUUAGCGUCUGGUGGAAGUUCAGCUCAUCCUACCAAGAAAUACCCUCUUCAUCCUAAAGCUGCCAUUGGCCCAUGUGCCAAAAAUUCAAGUGCUGUCAAACAACGCAGGAACAAAGUAGACAUGCUUGGGAAAUGGGAAGGAAAGGCUAUUCAUAGCCUGAAUUCAAAAAGUAAUUCUGUAAUUAGGGGAAGCAUUCACAGCCAGGAUGAAGAAGAGGUAGCCACCCAGUUAACUCAACUCGCAGCAAUAAUUGAAUCAAGCAAAACGAGCCCAGACCAGAAGGCAUCCCUUUUUAGCCGAAUACCAUCUGAUAUGCAAUCCAAACAUAAACAAGAUCAGUGCCUAUUGCAGAAGAAACAAUCGGUAUUCAUAAGGAACAAUUAUAGCUCAUUGUUAGUUAAGCAAAGGCAACCAUCACGGAAAAACGAUAAAGCAGUCCCAAGGGCAAAAAGAUUGAAAAAGAAGCCCCAGCCAAUCCCUGACCAGCAAAAUCAGCUUCAACAAGAAUGUCAACAUAGUGAGGUACAGGAGAUGCAGAAGAAACCUUCAAAACUCCGCAAGCUUGGGCGGAUUGUGUCACAAGAUUCAAAGUUAACUUCUUUGGGGAAAAAAUCUUCCAAAACCAAAGUCCAAAAGACACGGAAGUGGAGUACUUUGCCAUCACAACAAAAACCCACUGCGUUAUUUCUCCCCAAAACUCAGAUUAUAUUCCGUAGGCCUUUACCUGUCUUGGUGCAAGACAGAAUGAAAGAUAAGCUGUUUGGCCGUGAGAUGGUACCUGAACCCAUCAGAACGAUGGGCUCAAGAGAGGCACAGGGCACCAGCCCUCCAAGUGGUGCCCCAGUUGCCCUGCCUCCUAGUGGCCUGCUUAGUCAUGAUCUUCUGACUGUUUGUCACUUAGAAGCAAAAUCCUGUUUAAACCAAGGAAGUGAAAAUGUACAGAUGUUUACAGAAAAAGACAAGAAUUCUCAGGUACAACAAAACAAGAAUAUUACUCAGAUGCAUCCUUUGCCUCAGAUCUUUAGUAAAAGAACAAAUGAGACAUGCAAGGAUAGCCAAGCAAAAUUCCAACAAGAUGUUGGGGAGAAACUAAAGGGUCAGAAUCUACUAGCGAUACCCAAUAGCUGUGAUGAAGCUCCCCAAGCAGAUAAUAUGCAGGCUCUUGGAAAUGUGGAGUGUGUAAGUGAAACAAAAUUUCCUACAUCAAGAAACUUGGAAACUGAGAACCUGCAGGGUAGAGGGGUCUUAAGAUGUUCUCCAACAAAUAAUACACUCAGCAGUUUUCUUGAAUCUCCUAUGAAGUUCUUGGACACUCCUACAAAAAACCUAAUUGAUACACCUACAAAGAAAGGGCAGACAGAUUUUCCAUCUUGUGAUUGUGUUGAACAAAUUAUAGAGAAGGAUGAAGGGCCAUAUUAUACACACCUUGGAACAGGACCAAGUGUUGCUGCAGUGAGGGAAAUAAUGGAGGACAGGUAUGGAGCAAAAGGAAGUGCUGUACGAAUCGAAGUAGUGGUGUAUACAGGCAGAGAAGGAAAAAGUUCCCAGGGGUGUCCGAUUGCCAAGUGGGUGAUACGAAGAAGUAGCGAUGAAGAGAAGCUGCUGUGUUUGGUUCGUCAGCGUGCAGGUCAUCAUUGCCAAACUGCUGUUAUCGUGAUACUUAUUUUGGCUUGGGAAGGGAUUCCUCAUCUUCUUGCUGACACACUCUACAAGGAACUGACCCAGAGCCUUAGAAAAUAUGGCUGUCCAACCAGCCGUAGGUGUGCGCUAAAUGAAGAUCGUACCUGUGCCUGCCAGGGUCUUGAUCCAGAGACUUGUGGAGCAUCAUUUUCAUUCGGUUGUUCAUGGAGUAUGUAUUACAAUGGCUGCAAGUUUGCCAGAAGCAAAACCCCUAGGAAAUUUAGACUUCUUACGGAUGAUCACAAGCAAGAAGAAAAGCUGGAAAAUAAUUUGCAAAUCUUAGCCACUGAUGUGGCUCCAUUGUAUCAGAAACUUGCUCCUGAUGCAUUCGAGAAUCAGGUGGAAAAUGAACAUCUUGGUCCUGAUUGUCGGCUUGGGAUCAAGGAAGGCCGGCCUUUUUCUGGUGUCACAGCUUGCAUUGAUUUCUGUGCCCAUGCCCAUAAGGAUACACACAACAUGCACAAUGGAAGCACUGUGGUUUGUACUUUAACAAAAGAAGAUAAUCGUACGGUGGGGGUGAUACCAAAUGAUGAGCAACUGCACGUCUUACCUCUUUACAAAAUUUCACAAACAGAUGAAUUUGGCACAGAGGAGGGGCUGGAAGCCAAGAUAAAAGCUGGCGCCAUACAAGUGCUUACUGCUUUCCCCCGAGAAGUAAGAAUGUUAGCUGAGCCACGGAGAGCAAACAAGAAAAAGAAAGCAGAAACAAAAAAGCAAACCUUAGCAGAAAGGAAGCAUACUAUACCUGUGAAGGGGAAAAAUGGAGUGUCAGAAAAUCCCAAUAAAACUUCACAGAAUUUAGGGAGCAAAUCUAAUACAUUGCAACUGGGAACUAAAAUGGAGACAGGUGAUCGCCUUCCAACCAUAAAACAGAAUUCGGACACUACUACAAAUUGCUCUGUAUUAAAGCAAUACGCUCCUUCUUCCCCUUUAAAGCUGGACAGUUUGCUCUCUUGCUCUCCAUUAACUCAAAAAGCUAGUGGUGCAAUGCCAGUGACUAACAGUCAGCAAGAGCUUUCUACUCCCUACGGGUAUUUGCAAUGCAGUAAUAACAAACCUCAGAUGACACCCAAAGGUAAAAACUUGGAUGUGUCCAUUAGUGAUCAUACUGGAAUUUUGCUGGAUGAAAAGAAUGGGGCACCCUCAUUUCUUCAAAACCUUGCUGUUUCGUACUCCACAGCUGACAGAGAAAACCUGCCCUACACACUUGAACAAGAAGAGGUCAGCAAGCAAAAUUGUGAAAUUAAGUUAGAAAACUCUCUUGCCUCACAGCUGGCAAGCUCUUGUGAGUCGUCAUUGCGUUUAAAUGCUCCCAAAGAGGUAGCCAGAAAUGAAAUCAGUUCUUCCCAGGAAUGUCCAGUGCAAAAAGAUGGUUUCAUGCAAAUCUCAAAUUGUGAUUCUGCCAAUGUGAGCAAACUAUCAGGCAGUGAGCUCCUGAAAUGCACAGAUUCUGAAGAGAAAGAAGAAAUGUGGUCAGAUAGUGAGCAUAAUUUUUUGGAUAGUGAUAUAGGUGGGGUAGCGGUUGCACCAUCACACGGCUCCAUCUUAAUUGAAUGUGCGCGCCGUGAACUCCAUGCCACAACUCCAAUUAAAAAGCCAAACAGGAAUCAUCCCACACGGAUAUCUUUAGUCUUCUAUCAACAUAAAAACUUGAAUGAGCCAAAACAUGGGAUUGCGCUGUGGGAAGCGAAGAUGGCAGAAAGAGCAAAAGAGAAAGAAGCAGAAAAAUUAAACACUGAGAACGACAGUCAACAACCAAGUGACAGGAAUGCACACCAGGCCAGUGCCACCAGAGAGAAUGUUUAUGAAGACAAUGAAUUCAACCAAAUUCCAUCCCGCCGAGCAUUGACAGUAACUCAUGAUAACAUCAUAACGGUGUCUACUUAUGCCCUCACACGAGUUGCAGGGCCAUAUAAUCAUUGGGCAUAAUUUUUUUAACAACUGUACAACUUUUGCCUUGGAGCAGUGUUACACAAUAAUUCCUAAAGGUGCUGUUAAAGAACAAAGUCUUGUAUGGUUUACUCUUUGUUCAUCUCAACCAUUUCGAAGGCUGAGGUAAAAAAAAAUUUUUUUUUCUUAAACUGUGACUUUAUAUAUUUUAACAUCUGGUGAUUCUCAAGCACAUUUUAAGCAAAAAAAAGAAAGAAAGAAAGAAAAGAAAAGAAACAAUUGUAUAGUUAAAUGAUUUUGGCUAGGUUAUUAACCCUGAUUGAAUGAUUCAGUUUAUUACCUUUUUGGAAUUUAUACUUUGGUGCUUUGAAUUGUCUGUUUACUACAAAUGGGCUUUUUAUAAAUAUUUUAACAGAUUUCACCUUUUAUGAUGUAAAAUCAAGUUAGACAGUAUUAGUUGUACAUGGCUCUUGGUGCUUAAUCACAGUGAACUGUUAAAUAUAAGCUGGUUUUAUUUCUUCAUGGUGCCAUUGCUCCAACAGCUUCCAGUCAUUGCUGUGAAGCCCAGAAUAAAGAUAAAGAACCAAUGAUGAUUUUAUCUGUGUAUAGAUUUUUCGUAUAUGUAUAGCUUGUGUGUGUGCAUGUGUGAUCCCCACACAUCCCCACACAAACAGUAUCACUAGUGAUGGUUGGAGGUCGUAAACUGUAAAUAUAUAUAUUUAAAAGCACUUUCUAUUUUUAAAAUUAACUUGAAAUAGUAUAAGAAUUACAUUUGUCUAAGAUUUGUGCAUUCUCUAUCAAGGAAUUUAUUUUUUUUCUCACAGUUUUAAGAGUUCCAUUUUGCUAUAAAAGCAGUUCAUGUGUGCUAAGAAUAUCUGAUUUUUAGACCUGCUCUCCACUCCUUUUCCUCAAUUCAUUGUUUAGUUUGUUUCUCAACAAAAGGCUAAUAAAAUGCAGAAACUCAGUUAUUUGCAAAUCUGGAUUAACAAGCAUUUUGUCAAUACCUGCAUUAUUAAGAUAUUUUGUUCUAAGCAUUUUCAUGAAGGCUUUCACGGCUGGGAUCUAAUGGUUGUUGUGGUUUUUUUGGGCUC